This is a messenger RNA of Trichosurus vulpecula (common brushtail), 1143 nucleotides long. Its product is annotated as gamma-interferon-inducible lysosomal thiol reductase-like. The coding region runs from base 104 to 907 and encodes 267 amino acids. The record is from RefSeq and is a predicted model, not a curated record. NCBI's taxonomy places the organism in Eukaryota, Metazoa, Chordata, Mammalia, Diprotodontia, Phalangeridae. Gene Ontology annotation, cellular component: lysosome. Gene Ontology annotation, molecular function: oxidoreductase activity, acting on a sulfur group of donors, disulfide as acceptor. The transcript is spliced from 7 exons.
CCCUGCCAGGCAAGGAGGUUAAAGGCUGGGACUCAGCCUCCUUGCACAACCAGCUAGUCGAUACUCAGUUCUCAGCUCCGCCAACUCCAGCAACCCAGGCAUAAUGGAUUGGGUUCCUUUGGCAUCUCUGCUGCUCCUCCUGCUCCUGGUGCCCGGAGUACCCAGCGUGCCCAGCCAGGCCGGGAGUCGCGGUUACCCUCAACUCCACCGAAAAUCCCAAUUUACGAAGCCUGUCUGUACUCAGCCAGUCUACAAUUGGUGCUCCUCCUGGGAAAAUUCCCGAAUCUGCGAGACAGACAAGGAGUGUUCUGCCCUAUGGAGAACUUUGGAUGUCCCUCCUGUCUCUGUGAAACUCUUCUACGAGGCACUAUGUCCUGGCUGCCGGUCCUUCCUGUCAAUGAUGCUUUUCCCUACCUGGGUGUUGCUGGGUGAUAACGUCAUGAACGUCACUCUUGUGCCUUUUGGCAAUGCUAAGGAGACAGAAGUGAAUGGGACCUGGGAGUUUACCUGUCAGCAUGGGGAGCUGGAGUGUGAACUCAACAUGGUUCAGACCUGUGUGUUGUACCUCCUUGGGAGAGAGUUUCCUAAUGCCUUUGCUGUAGUCAACUGUAUGAUGUCAGCUGCUGAUCAAGAGAACUCACUGGAGCCUUGUCUAAAGAUCUAUGUUCCUGAUAUUUCUGUGGAUGACAUCAUGAAAUGUGUGACAGGACCUCAAGGCAAAAAGCUGAUGCAUGAAAACGCCAUGAUGACAAAUCAUCUUUCCCCUCCACAUACCUACACACCUUGGAUUCUGGUUGAAGAAAGCCACUUAGAGAAUCCAGUUGAACUCUUAGACACUGUGUGUCAUCUAUACCAGGGGGAGGUGCCUGAUAUCUGCAAAAGGAAUACCUUUCCCAUCAUAAGAUGAAUCUUCUUGCAGUGAACCUGCAGUGAUCUUAGGUGCAUUAAUGCAGGCCUGGUACACUACCAGUCAUAUCUAUCGGGAGGCACCUGGUUGGGCUGAGAGGGACCAAGUCCCCAAGAGCAGCCCAGAGUUUGAUGUAUCUGAGUACCUGGAUCUUUUUAUAUUUUCCUGACAGGCUCAGGAAAUCUUAUCCUCUCCUGAGUUUUCUUUAAAUAAAAACCUAUUUUGAGAAACAUGAA